AUGUAUAAAUUUACUGUGGCAAAUGUGAUAUUCUUGGAAUCACCAACAGGAGUAGGAUUCUCAUAUGGGAAAUAUGAGAUUUAUAAUCAAAUAGGGGAUACAAGCAUAGCUAAAGAUGCCUAUACAUUUCUUGUCAAUUGGUUAGAAAGAUUUCCUCAAUAUAAAAACCAAAAUUUCUUCUUAACCGGAAAAAGUUAUGUUGGUCACUAUGUGCCUCAACUUGCUUAUACCAUCUUGCACAAUAGCAAGCAUGCAAACAACUACAUUAACCUCAAAGGCAUCGCGUAUAAAUACCCUAAAAAAGAGUAUGAAGAGUUAGAGUUAAUAUAUGUAUGGGAAAGGACAAAGGUUGCAACUUUUCGAAGGUCACCGUUAAAACAGCCACCUCCAUCAAAGGAAGAGAUCAUCAACUACCAUAAGACUUUGCAUAUUUAUCAAAAUGUCGUGAAGAAUACCAUUUAUUUUAAGAAUAGUUACUACACACGCAUCCAAAGAAGCAUAGGAGAUUUUGAGAAAUCUAAGUAUAGAGUAGGCAGUCAAAUGAAGAUGUAUAUAGAUGAGAUUAAAGAAACUGUCAAUAACAUCUUGCGUGUUGUAGCAGAAGCAUAUAAUAAUGCAAUUAGUGUGAUAAAAAGGACAAAGAGCUUAUUAUAUGUAACAAUAUUAGAGGUGGUAGGCAUGAUGAAGGCUCAGGAUGAUAGAAUAGACUCUAUAUGGGUGGCAUAUAGGGGCGGUGAGAUGCAAAGUAAGGGAGCUUCAAACAUUAGACAAAAGUUGGAGCAGCUUCGCUCAACCAGAUCCAUCUCGCUCGACUCGACCGAGCAGAUGCUUUGUACUCCAAGUAUGGAUCCCACUAAUUCACCCAAGCUACUAGAAGAAGAAUUACAGCUCACUCAACCCGAUUGA
Amaranthus tricolor (Joseph's coat) is the source of this 906-nucleotide messenger RNA. RefSeq lists its product as uncharacterized. Gene Ontology annotation, cellular component: vacuole. Gene Ontology annotation, molecular function: serine-type carboxypeptidase activity. The record is from RefSeq and is a predicted model, not a curated record. Lineage: Eukaryota; Viridiplantae; Streptophyta; Magnoliopsida; Caryophyllales; Amaranthaceae. The transcript has 5 exons. Gene Ontology annotation, biological process: proteolysis. The coding region runs from base 1 to 906 and encodes 301 amino acids.